GUGCCUUGAGACGCUCAGUGCCCGGGUACAACAGACACUUACUGAGUGUGAUGGCAUGGUGCCACUCAAGUUGAGGUGAUUGUGAUUGGCUCAGGGGACACCUAGAGCUCAGCAUCUGUUACAAACACAGACUAGGGGGCGCCACUUCUCAGGACUGAUACAAGAGCCACAGGACCAGAGGCUUGUAUGCAGAGAUGGUGGUUCUCCUGCUUGCGGUUUCUGCUCUGCUGACGGCCCAAACGGGCCGUGCCCAGGACCUGCCGUAUGAGGCCUACCUGGAGCAGAUGAGUGUCUGCCCCAAAGAGUGCCACUGCCCGCCCAGCAUUCCCAGUGCCGUCUACUGUGACGGCAAAGAUCUGAAGAGCAUCCCCACCAUCCCACCACACACCCGCUACCUGUACCUGCAGAACAACCAAAUCGAGAACAUCUCGAAGGAGGCCUUCAGCAACGCCACCCAGCUGCAGUGGAUCAACCUUAACCACAACAAGAUCACCAGUGAGGGUGUGAAGGAAGGGGCACUGGAGGGUCUACCAGCCCUCCUGCACCUCUACAUGGAGGACAACCUAAUGACCAGGGUUCCCUCUCCACUGCCCCCCAACUUAGAGCAGCUCCGCCUUUCUCGAAACCGCAUCUCUAAGAUCCCCCCAGGUGUGUUCACCAAACUGAGCCACUUGGCGCUGUUGGAUCUCCAUGCCAACCAGCUGCAGGAUGACGCUGUGAUGGAGGCCAACCUGAAGGGGCUCACCAGCCUGGUCCAGAUUAACCUGGCUAAGAACAGCUUGAGGAGCAUGCCGCCUCGCUUGCCCACCACAACUACACAGAUUUUCCUGGACAGCAACAGCAUUGAGAAGAUCCCCGUCGGCUACUUUAACAACCUGCCCAAGAUCGCCUUCCUCCGGCUGAACCGCAACAAGCUCGCUAACGACGGGCUACCCAAGGAUAUCUUCAAAAUGUCCAGCAUCCUUGAUCUGCAGCUGUCGCACAACCAGCUGACCGAGGUGCCCCAAAUCUCAGCAAACUUGGAGCAGCUGCAUCUUAGCCACAACCUGAUCAAAAGUGUGAAUGGGACCAGCAUCUGCCCUGGUCCCACUGACGCCCCAGACAGCUACACUGAGGACCAGAUCCCACGGCUGCGUUACCUCCGCCUUGACGGCAACGACGUGCAGCCGCCCAUCCCCCUGGACCUCCUGAUCUGCUUCCGUCUCCUCACAGCUGUGGUCAUAUAAGGGCCACAUCGGGCUGGACAGGAAGAUGGCGCACCCCACAGGUCAAAGGUCAUUCGCUUUCCCUGUUUUCUGUUUACACCCUGUAGAUGGGACUGGGAUCUUCCAUACUGACCUUCAUCCGUAGUGAAGAUGCGCGCCCAUGCUGUCCAGGUGCCUGUGGCCACGUCCACAGCGUUCUUCUUACUGUGAUUUUUGCAUUACUGCGCUCUAGAGGUGGAAAGUACAGAUCCAGAGAGUAGAAAUCCAGACCAAGAUUUUGUUUCAACCAACCAGUUCAGUCCUCUGUGACUGUGACUCUUUAUACUUAACUGGUUGGUUGAAACAAAACCUUAGUCUGGAUUUGUACUUUCUGAACCUGAAUUUUCCACUUCUGCUGCGUUCUUCCCCUGACUGUGCUCUUUCCCUGACUGUGCUCUUUCCCUUACUGUGCUCUUUCCCUGACUGCGCUCUUUCCAUUACUGUGCUCUUUCCCUUACUGUGCUCUUUCCCUGACUACGCUCUUUCCCUGACUACGCUCUUUCCCUGACUACGCUCUUUCCCUGACUGCGCUCUUUCCAUUACUGUGUCUUCACUUCUCCCCUUUUCCUCCUGGGUUCUGUGUCCCAGGCCAAUUUUUCAUAUAAUCCCACAGAUCCAUGGGCAGUGGUGAAUUCAAAUCAGGUUUUAUUGGAAAACCUUCCUAUGUGGGGCGGUUGCUAUAGGUGAGGACAACUUCAAACUGGGAAAGUAAUAUUUCGAGUGAUUUUCAUACACAUGCAUGGAAGACUGUGCGAGUCUCACAGGGUUAGAGGAGACUAUUUGCUUUUCGUCAUUCUCUUUCCUUUAUUCGGCUUUACAGCAAUCAUGAUUUUACAGCAACGUUUUGUUUUUUUCUAAGAUUUUUUUUUGCUAAGCAAAAGGAGGACUGAGGGUUAGCCAGAUAACUGAGAGGGGUGACAGAAUAACUAAACACAGCUCGCUGCUGAUGCUGUAUUUCAGGUUUGGGUAACUUUUUUUCAGUAGCAAGCUGGUGCCUUGAACACGGUGCUGGAAAGUGCUGCUGUUACUUGAUUUUUAUCCUGUGUGUCCGUAAAGGGAACCUCCAUGGAAUUAGGGCUCAUGGUGAUGCCCCAGGGCUGUGCUCAUACGCCGACGCCACAGUGCAGCGGUGCUAAUCAAAGACACCUAUACCAGCAGACUGAGCGAAAAUGCAUCCAGCAUAAAGAUUCCUUAUGUCUUUUGAUCAUCUGCUUUUACUUCACGUGUUUUACUCUAUUAUCUUUUGUGCGUAACGAUUCACAUUCGCUUACAUUUUUGGGGGGAAAAAAAUGACACUUCACAGCCAAACGUCUGCUGGUUAUAAAUAAAUAUCCUAAAUGAAUACAGACGAGUAACAAAACUGUUUAUGUAAAUGUCUGGCAUGUGCUGCGUUGCCUUGUGAAUAUAUAAUUACCUGUUUAGGGUGACUUUACAUAUCGGGGUGGCUAUUUGAUAAAUACUGCAGUCUUGUUACUGUAAUUCAGUCUCUCAAACAAAUGAAUAAAAACCAUAUGUGAA
Molecule: messenger RNA, 2762 nt
Organism: Brienomyrus brachyistius
Lineage: Eukaryota; Metazoa; Chordata; Actinopteri; Osteoglossiformes; Mormyridae
Gene: kera
Product: keratocan
Exons: 3
Coding region: 195-1226 (343 amino acids)
Molecular function (GO): protein binding
Source: RefSeq, a predicted model, not a curated record